AUGAGUUCAGUGAGGAGCAGUUCGGCCUCAAAAAUACGCAUUUGUCCUUCGAGAUACGAGUUCAACGAUCCAGCAACCGAACGAGAGGAAAAAUGUCGACUGUUGAAGGAGUUCGAGCGAAAAAUGAAAACUGUGGUAAAGCGUGACACACUCCAGCGAACGAUGGACCGCACUCUAUCACCAAAACUAGACAAAAGGACAAAGCGUUGCAUGCGUGCGGUUUCUCCAGAGUUUCAACCUCCUUCACUUCCUCCCACCCAACUCGUGGCUGAAACCACCAGCUUACCGGGAGACGCCGCUCCAUUAGCAUCAACCCAUCCAACCACUCUUCAGGUGACGAUAGACGCCCGCACCAAACCACGCGCUCAACCACCGAGGGUGGAAAAUUGGAUGGAAAACUUUCUCCGGAAGCCAACCCGUGAACGCGUCCGGUGGCGUUCGAAACUGUACGAACUGGAACCACGCUGCUCGGACCGUCCCCCAUCGGAACGGGUCGAACAGCUGAUCGACGUCGGAGCGCAGGACUUUGUCGACUGGCUCAACACACUCGGUGCGGAACGUUCCAGCCUAACGACGGACGUCGUGAAGGGACUGUUCUCGAUUGAAGCGGCUGACGAAACAUCGCGAGCCCUUAGCAUUGCGCCGAAAGAGAUCCGUGCCGUGCCGGGGCAAGUGGCGACGGAAUGGAACGUGCCACAGCUGGCGUUGGAAAAUCGUAUCGCACAGCUUCAGCACCAUGACCGGAUGCUGGCCGACGGUGGUACGAAGCGAAUCGCUUUUGGGCGAAGCCUUCCACAGGAGUUGCGAAGCGGCUGGUUGACGCAGGAUGUCGGUGAUGUUGGGGGUGAGGUGGAACGGCCAGACGUUCCGGACGAUUUGAUGAGUUUGAAACGGUUGUUCCGUGACAUCUGGCACCUGCGCUCGGUCAAGUAUUUGGUGGACUAUCUUGCCGAGCGACCGUCGUUGCCGCGGCCACGGUUUUUAGAGGAGAAGGGACUGUUUCAGCGCCAGGAUGUCGAUGAACCGGUUCCGUUCUAUAGAAAAGUUCUAUCGCAGAAAGCGAUUGCUGAAAGUGUUAGACGCCAGUGA
This is a messenger RNA of Anopheles maculipalpis, 1089 nucleotides long. RefSeq lists its product as uncharacterized. The coding region runs from base 1 to 1089 and encodes 362 amino acids. The transcript has a single exon. The record is from RefSeq and is a predicted model, not a curated record. NCBI's taxonomy places the organism in Eukaryota, Metazoa, Arthropoda, Insecta, Diptera, Culicidae.